Molecule: messenger RNA, 3547 nt
Organism: Hippocampus comes (tiger tail seahorse)
Lineage: Eukaryota; Metazoa; Chordata; Actinopteri; Syngnathiformes; Syngnathidae
Gene: adamts1
Product: ADAM metallopeptidase with thrombospondin type 1 motif, 1
Exons: 8
Coding region: 359-3205 (948 amino acids)
Biological process (GO): proteolysis; extracellular matrix organization
Cellular component (GO): extracellular matrix
Molecular function (GO): metalloendopeptidase activity; zinc ion binding
Source: RefSeq, a predicted model, not a curated record
UGACUGCCAGUCAAAAAGCAGCGAUCCAUCUGGGGGUCAGCACGACGAAAGAGCAACGCUGCACCUUCAAGACAAAACCAGGCGCUGACAUCUCAGUUUUGGAAGAGCAGGGAGUGCGAAAGACCCUUUGGAUUUACUACUGAGAUCCAGCCUUUUCAUUGACUCAACUCGGCUUUUUGUCAGUGUGACUGUUAACUUCAAAUAGUAUUUGCACUGGAUUUGGGCUCUUUUUAGACUUGUGUGCGCAGUGUGGAAAGAGCUUUGUGGAAGUUGUAUGUUUUAAGUUAGUAGGACUUCACUUACGUCACCGCAUCAACGUUUCCAUCGUUUCCAUCUGCUUGUUGGAUUCCAGUUCUCCAUGAUGUGGCUUAUCUGUGUUUCUAUUGGUUUCAUGGCUGGCCUGUGCGCCGGCGCGACGCAAAGCGCUUGGGAAGAGAGUACCGCGGUGCCUGUCAGGCUCGACCCAACGGUCCGAACGGCGAGUGACAGCGAACCGGAUCGACCCCUCUCCCCUGAAGAAAGACAGAAAGUGUCGGAGAUGAGGGUGUACAGGCUGGACGUGUUCGGUGAAGAGAUGAUCUUGGAGUUGGAGUCGGAUCAGACAUUUUUGUCCCCGGGGUUCGUCCUGCACAUUGUGGGCACUCCCGAAUCCGAACCGACCCAGGAACCCAACGGCGCAGAUGAGUCUGAUUGUUUCUUUUCGGGCACGGUGAACGGAGAAGAGCACUCUGCCGCUGCGCUAAACCUGUGCCAGGGACUGAGUGGUGGAUUUUACUUUCACGGCCAAGAGUAUUUCAUCAAACCGCUCAACGCAAGUGAGUUCCCCGGUCAAGAGGAAAAGGAGGAGGAGGUCCACCUCAUCCGCCGGAGGAUUCGGCCAGAGACCGGUGAGGGCAGCGCCAAGUGUGGGGUCAAUGAGGACGAAGAGAGGGUGCCAACGAAUCUGGAGAAGAAGCCUGAACGCGAAGCCGCCGCUAAAUCAGGCCAGACAGCCCACCACAGGACCAGGCGCUUUGUUUCCACUCCUCGCUACCUGGAGAUAAUGCUGGUGGCUGACCAGUCCAUGGCUGAGUUCCACGGUGCUGGGCUCAAGGCUUACCUCCUCACCAUCAUGGCCGUGGCAUCCCGCCUGUACCGCCACCCAAGCAUCCAUAACUCAAUCACCUUGGCUGUGGUAAAGCUGCUGGUGGUCUACGAGGAAGAGAGAGGCCCUCAAGUGUCAUCGAAUGCUGCCAUGACCCUCCGCAACUUCUGCCAGUGGCAGCGCCAGCACAACCCCCCCAGUGACCGCCACCCUGAGCACUAUGACACAGCCAUGCUCUUCACCAGGACGGACCUGUGUGGUGCCCAUUCAUGUGACACUCUCGGAAUGGCUGAUGUUGGUACAGUGUGUGACCCAGACAGAAGCUGCUCAAUCAUUGAAGAUGAUGGACUGCAAGCUGCAUUCACCGUGGCACAUGAACUUGGCCAUGUCUUCAACAUGCCUCAUGAUGAUGCCCAGCUGUGCUCUGGGGUGAAUGGCCCCCACUGGGGCUCCCACAUGAUGGCCUCUACCUUGUCCAAUCUUGACCAGCAGCAGCCAUGGUCACCCUGUUCCGCCCUCAUGGUCACCACUUUUCUCGACAAUGGCUACGGUCAGUGUCUGCUUGAUAAGCCAGUCAAGCCUCAACCGCUCCCUCAGCCCCUCCCCGGGACAGUCUACGAUGCAGACCAUCAGUGUCGGCUGACUUUCGGUGAUGACUCCCAACAUUGCCCUGACCUGAGCACCACAUGUGCUGCUCUGUGGUGCACCGUUACAACAUCCAAUGGUUUGCUGGUGUGCCAGACCAAGAACUCCCCAUGGGCUGAUGGAACCCCCUGUGGGCACGACAGCUACUGCUUGGCCGGGCACUGUCUCACAAGGAGCCAAGCUUCCAAACACCAGACUCCUGUCAAUGGUGGCUGGGGAGUGUGGGGUCCCUGGGGUGACUGCUCUCGGACAUGCGGGGGAGGGGUGCAAUAUUCCUUCCGUUCAUGUGAUAACCCUUUGCCAAAGAAUGGAGGAAAGUACUGUGAGGGCAAGAGAGUCCAGUACCGCUCCUGCAACAUAGAGGCCUGCCCUGACGCCAAUGGCUUGUCAUUUCGGGAGGAACAGUGUCUGGCUCACAAUGACAUGUCAGCCCAAGUGUCUCUUGGAUCCGGCGAGGGUGUUGAAUGGGUGCCCAAAUAUGCCGGCGUUUCACCCAAAGACCGGUGCAAGCUUGUGUGCAGAGCCAAGGGAACAGGAUACUUCUUUGUUCUCAAAUCUAAGGUGGUGGAUGGAACACCCUGCAGCCCCGAUUCCACCUCAGUUUGUGUUCAAGGCCAGUGUGUCAAGGCUGGAUGUGAUCGUGUUAUUGGCUCCAACCAGCGUUACGAUAAAUGUGGUGUGUGUGGAGGGGAUGGCUCCACCUGCAAGAAAGUGUCAGGCUCACUGGAGCGUGCCAGGCCUGGGUACCAAGAUGUGGUGACAAUCCCAGCUGGUGCCACCCAUCUUGAUGUCAAACAGCGUGCGCCUGGCAAUGGUCGUCAUGACAAUAGUUACUUGGCAGUGCGUCGACAGGACGGUACCUACCUGUUGAAUGGCGAUUAUAAGCUAAUGACCAUAGAGUCGGACAUUACUGUGCGAGGGGCACUGCUGCGAUACAGCGGUUCUUCGGCCAGUCUUGAGCGGCUCCGCAGCUUUUCCCCCCUCCCUGAGGCUCUCACUAUUCAGGUACUGUCUGUGGGGGAAGCCCCAAGGCCCAGAGUGAAGUACAGCUACUUUGCUCCCAGACCCAACAAUGCUGCUUCUACCAACAUCAGCGGAGGUCGUCGGCAUUCGAUCAACGCCAUCCGAGAGUUGGGUGUUGCUGAGUGGGUUUUGAUGGAGUGGGGCCCCUGCUCCCAGACCUGCGGAGGUGGUAUGCAACAGAGAGAGGUCGUGUGUCUGGAUCCCCAAGGCCGUCCAUCCAAGGAGUGCCCAGAGGAGCUGCGACCUUUGGCAUCACGAUCAUGUGCCUCUCAGCCUUGCCCCUCCUGGCUUCUUGGAGAAUGGUCCGUAUGCUCAAAGACCUGUGGCAGAGGUUUCCGAAAACGCCAGCUUCGCUGCAUUGGCUAUGAUGGCCACACACUGAGCCACGACAGCUGUGACUUCAAAGACCGACCACGACCCCUGCUGGAGCUGUGCUAUCAAGGUGCCUGCUAAGGACUGCUUUGACAAUCUGACCUCAAUUUUUUUUUUUUAACCAAUUCAUGAAUUCCCCAUGUCAAUGACUGCAUCUAUAUCUUCCACACCUACACACAUUGCCGAAAAGCACAUUGACAGUGUCACACACCCGGAGCAACAAAGUCUGCCACCUGUUUUUGGAGUGCAGCAGUGUCACGUCAGCAAGCAUAGUGGACGUUCAUGAAUUUGAGCAUGCUGUUUACAAUUUCAAUAGUAUGCUUGUUUGUGAGAGUAUGUAAAGAUUUGAGGCAUAUAUUUUGUUUGUCCAAGCUGGGCUGGACAGUUUAUUGGUAGUGGAGAUCGUUUUUUAUAUAUAUAUAU